UUCGGUACCGCAAUGUCGAUGUGAUGUGAAUCAUGAUUGAUAAAAUGGCUGCCCUUAUCACCCCUCUGAAAGGGAUUGGGAAUGAAAUUGUGAUUGGAAUGCUGUACUUUUUUGUCAAGUGCCUAUUAGGUAUAUCACCCGCACACUCUUUUCAGCAAUUUGGAUAUGCAAACGAAGCAAUUAAUUUUUUUAAUUCAGUACGUUUUUUCUGUUCUGCUGGACGCUGGUACCUAUUUAUUUGAAAAGAAUUUCUAUUCAAGAUAAUAUGAAGUCAAAUGCUGAACAAUACCAAUGCUACCUUUGUGGAACUCAACUGCUUCAUCCAUUUAAACAUUUGUCUGAAGAUCUUUCUUCAUGUAAUGUCACUUUUGAAGUGAAGCUAUGCCAGAUUUUAACACAAGACCAGCAAAAAGACAGGGAAACUGAUGCAGUCUGCUCAUCCUGCUGGUGUCUUGUUGAAGAUAUUUCAGAACAACAAAACAUGUUGCAUAAAAUGGUUGAGGAGGUGAAUGCGAGGUUGACAAGAGCAUCAGAACACAGGAGCAAGGACAAUGAAGUCACAUGCAAUGAAGAAGUGCAACACGCUGAUUCUGAGGAGCCAGUUACUGCCACAUCGCCUGGUCAGCAUUCUGCAGCGUCAGAUUCAUCUGAGGAGGAUAACGUGGCUGCUGAGGAGGACGCAGCAGCCGCGGAGGAGGAUACGGCCGCGGAGGAGGCGGGGGACGACCCGCCGGCCCCUGGCGCCGUCAGCUGCGCCGACUGUCCGGACCGCCGGUUCUCCAGCGCCGCCUCACUUCGCCGCCAUCGACGCAAAAAGCACGAGCGCCACCUGAGCUGUCCGUUCUGCAGUCGACCGGUGCGCGAGUCCUACCUCGAGAUGCACAUCCUCAUCAAACACUCGCGCACCGAGCGCGGCUACCUGUGCACGCUGUGCGACCGACACUACGAGUCGGCCAAGUAUCUCAAGGUACACCUACGGACUGUGCACAGCGACGGCAAGCAGUUCCAGUGUACCGAGUGCGGCCGGCUGCUGGCCAACCGCGGCAGUCUCCACGCGCACAUGCAGCGACACGCGCGCAGUCUGCAGUGCCCACUGUGUGGCCGCCGGUUCGGGCUGCGCUCACAGCUGGAGACGCACCAAAGACGGCACACGGGCGAGCGGCCCUUCCUUUGCACCCACUGUGGACAGGCGUUCAUCUCCGCCGAACGCAUGCGCAAACAUGCGCACGUGCACGUCGCGCAGCCCACGUGCGACACGUGCGGCGCCGUGUUCUCGAGUCGCGCGAGCCUGGCCGCGCACCAGCGGACGCACAGCGACCAGCGGCCGUUCGCGUGCUCCGCCUGCGAGAAGACGUUCAAGCGUGCCAGCCACCUCAGUGACCACAUGGCAAGUGUUCACGGCGAGAGUCGACCGUUCAAAUGCGGUCAGUGCGGGCGCGCCUUCACCCUGGAGCCCUACCUGCGCCGACACGAGCGGCUCCACGCCGGAGAGAAGCCGCAUAGCUGCUCCGUCUGUGGUAAGAGUUUCGCCAAAAAGUACAACCUGCAGGCGCACAUGAAGACUCACGAGGGCAGGCCGGCGGCAGCGGGCGCGGCGGGGUACCCCGCGGGGCCGGCGCCGACCCUGGCGCCGCUGCUGCCGCCGCCGCCCCCUCCGCCUCCGUCUGCGCAGCCGCCGGGGCCUCCGGUACCGCCGCCGCCGCCGGCCGGUCUCGGCCACCCGCCGCCGCCACUGCAGCUGCACACAGGGUACGUGUGGUCCUAGCCAGGAACGGGCGGUGGGCAUCGUAUGACACUGCCGAUGUGAGUACGGUACUGAGUCACGGGGCAGCCUACUUACAGUCUUCGCUGGCUAAUUGAUGGGGAAGGGAACUGGAGAAGGUCGGCGAUAUUCGUGACUUAGGUACUUUUUUGCCCAUAAAUGUCAUUGUCAGAUAUUUCUUCACGACAUUGCUAAGUCAGAGAAGCAAUGUCAGGUCAAACAGUUUCAUAAUUUACAUCUUGGGGAUGCUUACCUGGUUUGGGAAGAUCUCUCGGAAUGAUGUGUAUUUACUGCCAUUUUGUUAUUCAUCGCGGUACCUAUAUGGAAGAAAGUCAGUCUGCUUGCCUGGCUGUAACUAGAGAUCAAGUAGCCUACCUACGCGAUUCACAUAGUCAUAGUGCCAGUGGAUCGAAUUUUGUCAGAUCCGAAUCAUUCUGUUCCCGUGAUACACUGUGAUAUUGCCCUUUUCUACUCACCUCUACACUUUUUUUUAACUGUGCCAUAAUUCCAUAAGGUAUCAUGUUUAAAUACAUAUAAGCUAAACAUUC
This is a messenger RNA of Amphibalanus amphitrite, 2310 nucleotides long. RefSeq names its product gastrula zinc finger protein XlCGF57.1-like. The transcript has 3 exons. Gene Ontology annotation, molecular function: RNA polymerase II cis-regulatory region sequence-specific DNA binding; DNA-binding transcription factor activity, RNA polymerase II-specific. Bases 266 to 1765 code for a protein of 499 amino acids. The record is from RefSeq and is a predicted model, not a curated record. Gene Ontology annotation, biological process: regulation of DNA-templated transcription. Lineage: Eukaryota; Metazoa; Arthropoda; Thecostraca; Balanomorpha; Balanidae.